AAUUGGAGGGCAAAUCCUAACCAACUACUUUCUCUCUUUAGUCUGCGAAAUCUGCAAAGUCCAGGCCGUCGUCUUGGCACCAAGGGAGAGCAUAUCCUCAGUCACAGUUGAACUGAAACCCAAAACCCAGAAGAUCACUCCGACCUCCAAUCGGAUAAAUUAGUCAAAGAGAUGGGGAAGGAUGCGAAGGCAGGAGGAAAGGGGAAGGGAAAGGCGGCGGGCGGCAGCGACGACGGUGGAGGAAAAGGAAAAGGAAAAGGAAAAUCCGGGAAGGCCGCCGAUGGGCUAGGCACCUGCACUUAUGUGAAAGCAAGGCACAUACUUUGUGAAAAGCAGGGCAAAAUCAACGAAGCCUACAAGAAGCUGCAGGACGGAUGGCUCGAAAACGGCGACAAAGUCCCUCAGCCGGAGUUCGCGAAACUGGCGGCGGAGUACUCCGAGUGCCCGUCGGGGAAGAAAGGCGGGGAUCUUGGGUGGUUCCCUCGCGGGAAGAUGGCAGGACCUUUUCAGGAUGUUGCUUUCGCUACUCCAAUUGGGGCAACCAGUGCGCCUUUCAAAUCGACGCAUGGUUACCACAUUAUCUUGUGCGAAGGCAGAAAGAAUUAAGACCUUUGAUUUUCUGAUGAGCAAGUCUGCAACUUUGGCCAUAUGUAUGAGUUUUCUAGUUAGAUACUGCUUUGAUAUUGUAGGCAUUAUGCUUAAUGACUGAUGAAUGCUAUAUCUCUCUCUCUCUCUCUCUCUCUCUCUCUCUGUCAACAUCUUUUUUAAUAAUAUUUUUAUAUUUUUCCAUCAAGGCAAA
Molecule: messenger RNA, 799 nt
Organism: Malus domestica (apple)
Lineage: Eukaryota; Viridiplantae; Streptophyta; Magnoliopsida; Rosales; Rosaceae
Biological process (GO): rRNA processing
Cellular component (GO): nucleus
Molecular function (GO): peptidyl-prolyl cis-trans isomerase activity; DNA binding
Source: RefSeq, a predicted model, not a curated record